GUGGUGGUUUAAUUGUGAAACUUUUUCGUCGAACAGGAACACUGGAGAAGAACCUUGGAGAAGUUGGUGCUGUACAAGCGCAAUUUCAGAAACUAAAUUUACCACGUAGGACGCAAAUUUACGUUGAUCAAACAAUUCGUGAACGUGAACAUGCGCAACUGAUGCAUCAGGUUUUCCAAAGAGACUUAUUCAUGUUACGAUUAGCAGUUACUAAAGCAUUUGCAAAUUUGACGCAAAAUUCGCUAAAUUCAAUUUCAACCAAAAAAAAUGAGGCGGUGGAAAUAUCGGUGGAAAUUAAUGGUUUUGGACCAAUUUUUCGGAUGAUUAUCAAACUUCAAGCUGCCUCUCAACUGCCUCUUCAGCAUCUUUAUUUGAUGUUUCACUACAAUCAGGAAUUUUAUGAAUUUGAGGAAUCAUUGAUUCCGAUUCCGGCAUUGGUAUCAGGGGUGACGUAUGUGUUUCAUGUCAUCGUACGUUGUUUAAAUCCAGAAAAAGGUAUAUCGGAUGAUGUGCGGAUAAUUCUGGUUGAUCACUGUAAGAUAAUUGUUACUGCAUUAGUUACUAUGCCUGUUAGUGAAAUGAGUUUAUUAGAUUAA
Acanthocheilonema viteae is the source of this 596-nucleotide messenger RNA. The record is from the annotation of a GenBank genome assembly. Lineage: Eukaryota; Metazoa; Nematoda; Chromadorea; Rhabditida; Onchocercidae.